AUGAUGCGACGUUUCCACAUGUAUACAUGUCGGGUGGUGCUCCUCACCUCCCUGAUAUGGUUCAUGGUUGAUGUCCUCCUCCUCAUGUACUUCUCAGACUGCCUUAACUCCUCCUUUCAUUGCCCUCAAGAACUAAAAGUAGAAAAACUGGAGAAACGCCAGACUGAGAAUGAUGUGGAUUUGAAUUUUGCACAUGAAGUGGCCAAGAACUUGAUCAAAACCAAAGGCAUCUCGUUGUCAUAUCCAUUGUCAGCAUUACAGGCAUGGGAGCAGGCCCCAUCUGUGCGACCUCAAAUUGGGUCACCAGGUGAAGAGGGGAAACCUGUCCAUAUACCUCCUGGGCAGGAGACAGAAGUGGAAGAAAAAUUCAAGCUCAACCAGUUCAACAUCCUGGCAAGUGACAUGAUCUCAGUGAAUCGAUCCCUCCCAGAUGUACGUCUUGCAUCUUGCCACAAAAAGGAAUAUUCUCCCCUUCUUCCCACCACAAGUAUUGUUAUUGUUUUCCACAAUGAAGCAUGGAGCACAUUGUUGCGUACCAUCUGGAGCGUGAUCAAUCGUUCACCAAAGGCCUUGCUUAAGGAGAUCAUACUUGUUGAUGAUGCCAGUGAGCGGGAUGAUCUUGGUGCUCAAUUGGAGGAGUAUGUCAGGACUCUUCCAGUCCAGGUGAUUAUUCUGAGAACUGGUGCAAGAUCUGGACUCAUCAGAGCAAGGCUUCUUGGUGCCAAGCAUGUAACAGGACAAGUGAUCACCUUCCUGGAUGCUCAUUGUGAGUGCACUGAAGGGUGGCUCGAGCCAUUGUUGGAUGAGAUUGUGCGUGAUCGCAAGACUGUUGUGUGCCCCAUCAUUGAUGUAAUCUCUGACAAUACCUUUGAGUAUGUCACUGCCUCUGACAUGACAUGGGGUGGUUUCAACUGGAAACUGAACUUUCGCUGGUACAGAGUUCCACAGAGGGAGAUGGAUCGGCGGGGUGGUGACCGCAGUGCCCCACUCCUCACUCCCACCAUGGCUGGUGGGCUAUUUGCAAUGGACAAAGACUACUUUUAUGAGUUGGGCACCUAUGAUGAGGGAAUGGAGGUGUGGGGAGGAGAAAAUCUGGAGAUGUCAUUCCGAGUGUGGAUGUGUGGUGGGCGGCUAGAGAUCAUUACAUGUUCCCAUGUGGGGCAUGUGUUUCGAGACAAGAGUCCAUAUACAUUCCCUGGUGGAGUUUCCCAGACGAUAUUCAAGAAUUCAGCUCGUGUGGCUGAGGUGUGGAUGGAUGAGUGGAAGGAAUUCUAUUACGAGAUGAAUCCUGGGUCCCGCAAGGUGGACAUUGGGGAUGUCUCUGAUCGGUUGAACCUCAGGAAGCAACUUGGCUGCAAGUCAUUCAGGUGGUACCUGGAGAAUGUGUACCCAGAGUCCCAGAUGCCCCUGGAGUACUAUUACCUUGGGGACAUAAGAAAUGCAGAGUCAGGGAUGUGUCUAGACACAAUGGGUCGAAAGGGAGGAGAGAAUGUGGGCCUCAGCUAUUGCCAUGGCAUGGGGGGCAACCAGGUGUUUGCAUACACAAAACGAGAUCAGGUGAUGUCAGAUGACAACUGCCUGGAUGCCUCACAUGGAACUGGUCCUGUAAAACUGAUUCGCUGCCAUGGAUUGGGUGGGAAUCAGGCAUGGACCUACAACCAGGGUGAUCGCUCCAUUCGACACAUCAGUUCUGGGCAAUGCCUCACCAGUAUCAUAGGCAAGACUGCAGGACCUGAGCUGCGGGUAUGUGAUGGUUCCAAGACUCAGCAAUGGAUCAUGAAAGCCCAUUUCAAGUGGCAGGCUCGUGGGUGACCAAGAGUGGCAUCUUGAGUGACAACUCUGCCACUUUUUCAAUUUAGCUCUCCCAUGCAUUCCCUUCAUUCCGGCAUAUCAGAUGCUGCCUUUCUUAAUAAUUAUUAGUUAUUAUUGCUUUAUUUGAUCCUUGAAGCUGUGAUAACUAGUGACAGCCUUCCUUUCUUGCUAUGAACACGUCUUUUUCAGUUCUCUGGCUCCAGAGCAGUAUUAAAAUGGUUAUGCCCAUCAUAGAUAAAUAUUACAAAUUUAUUUAAAUCUCUGAAAAUGUUUACGUGCAUGUUGAUGUCUUGCAUUUUUGCCUUGUCUGCUGGUCAAGUGAAUUUUGAUCAAAUUGUCAAGCAUUCCAAGAAACUUCCUCGCUUUUCUAGGAUGUUUAAAUUGCAUAGUCAUCUCUCCCUGUCCUCAGUUUUGAGUCUUGUCCGUCCUUUUAUGGGUCACUCCUCAUUAAGCACCCAUUCACAUGAAAGCAUGUCUAAUAAUGUCUUCUUGAGUUCAAAAGCUCAAAAGCUUGUGCAAAAAACUGGUUAUCAUGAUAAAAGUAACAUUUAGUGUGGGUUCUUAUGCAAGUUUCUUGGGUCAUGGAAGCAGCUUGUCUCCUAUCCACUUUGUUUUGUUCCACAUUAGCAAAAACAAAGUUUAUGUUCAUCAAUAUGGGGCACCAUCUUGAUACCGGUAAUAUUGAUUAGUCAAAGAAUGCCUCAUAUGCCCUGAAGCUCUAUCAUUUUUGGGAGUUUUCCAAUUUUAAUUAAUGUGCUGUCCUGGUCAGGUUGUGCAAGUUAUUCCAGGAAAGUAAUGUGUGAUGUGAAAUAGUUAACUUACUCAUGUGAUAUUUACAGAGACAUCAAAACUAUUGGCAUCCCGAAGUUGGUCACCAAGUUAUUUUACUACGAAUUAAUGGUAGAUCUGUCUAUUGAUAUUCAUUUUAGACUUGAUGCACUCUCUCUCCUCCAUGCAUUCUUUGAUUGUGUAGAAACUAGCAUUUCUCAUGUUGACGUGUGAAGUGAUUUUGAUGCAUUAGAGGAUUGAUGUGCAUAACUUUGAAGCAAUACCCAUAUUAAUGACCUUGAUCCUGGAUCAUGAUUCCAAUGUGCCGAGAGCUGAAGAAAAAGCCUCCCCCACUAUCCUCACAUAUCACCUGUCUUCCAUUCCGAAAUCUCAGCUCCUAACCCCUGUUAUGGGUUUCAAUGCUUACUGGUCAUUCCAUGAAUGGAAACUGUGUAUCCCCAUACCAUAGAGAUCUGCUUGGUCCGUAUUUUUUUUUUAGAUAUGGUAAUAAAAUGUGGGUUCAUCUUACCUUAUUCCAUAUCAAUUUCAAUCCUGACAAGAGGGUGAAUAUGAAAACUUGAAAUUUUUUAGGAGGGCUAUGAUACCUUUUCUCCAUGCAGUAGAA
Messenger RNA from Darwinula stevensoni, 3205 nucleotides. The record is from the annotation of a GenBank genome assembly. Lineage: Eukaryota; Metazoa; Arthropoda; Ostracoda; Podocopida; Darwinulidae.